Racocetra fulgida is the source of this 548-nucleotide messenger RNA. NCBI's taxonomy places the organism in Eukaryota, Fungi, Glomeromycota, Glomeromycetes, Diversisporales, Gigasporaceae. The record is from the annotation of a GenBank genome assembly.
UACCAAAAAAGAAGUCUGUAACUUCACGAUUGAAGGAACUUAAAAAUGAAAUAAAGAACUUGAAACAACUACUUAAAGAACGAAAGGUUUCACCCGAAGAGAUUUUACAAAACAAUUAUAUAAAUGGGACUAGAAUAUCACAUCUUAAAGAAGAAAAUAUUAUAUUGAGAUCAAGGGAAGAAAAUUUAAAACUUGAAAAUGAAAGUUUAAAAAUUGAAGACGGAAAGUUAAAUAGAUGGAAAAAAGAUGUUAUAAAAUCAAGUGACGGAUUUAUGAAAAGAACAGGCGAUAAUUCAUUUGUCGCUUCUUUUGAAAACAUUGUUUUUAAUAAGAAUGAAGGAUUAUUGAAAGGUGAAAAUCUCAUUUUGUAUUGUCCAACAAAACUUAUUCAAAAUUUUGAAUCAGAGGAAGAGGAUAUGGAUGAUGAAGUAACUAAUAUAAUUAAACAUAAUACAUUUAUUAAAAUUAAAUCCCGGAAGUUUGAAUAUUAUUCCCUUACAAGCGAUAUGGAAAUGCUUGACACAAUUAUAUCUGUACCUUUAUUAUAA